UCGUACAGUUCGGACGUCACUUUUGCCGAGAGAAAAAUAGUGCGCUAAUUGCAGUAAUUGUGAAAAAAGAGAAUUUUCCGCUAUAAAUAAUGGCACGUACCAAGCAAACAGCUCGCAAAUCGACGGGUGGAAAGGCACCCCGCAAACAAUUGGCCACCAAGGCUGCCCGCAAGUCGGCACCAUCCACGGGCGGUGUAAAGAAGCCUCAUCGCUAUCGCCCUGGCACGGUGGCAUUGAGAGAAAUUCGUCGCUACCAGAAGUCCACAGAGCUGCUUAUCCGCAAGCUGCCAUUCCAGCGCUUGGUUCGUGAAAUUGCCCAAGAUUUCAAGACCGAUUUGCGUUUCCAGUCGGCCGCCAUCGGCGCAUUGCAGGAAGCAUCCGAGGCCUAUUUGGUUGGUCUGUUCGAGGAUACAAAUUUGUGCGCCAUUCAUGCCAAGCGUGUGACCAUCAUGCCCAAGGACAUACAGUUGGCCAGACGCAUCCGUGGCGAGCGCGCCUAAACAACGUGUCCGCCAUCUUUAAUUAGAAAAGCAGCGCAGCUGCUGCCGCUAACAAAUACAACAACAACAAAGACGAUAUCGACGUCAGCGUCGCUGCCAAAUGCAGCUGCUGCGGCUGCUUAGCCUUAAGUUUUAUAAGAUUUCUAAUACUUAAAAUAUAAGUAAUUCAAUCAAAUAACUAUGCAAAAUUUGGUCGGUAUAAUAAAAGUACAUUCAAUUGUUUUAUGAAGAACUUUGCUCAAAACGAAAACGCAGUUUUUAUUUUACUUGUGUGUUAGUGUGUGGGUAUUGGUAGAGUGUAUGUGUGUGA
Molecule: messenger RNA, 810 nt
Organism: Drosophila novamexicana
Lineage: Eukaryota; Metazoa; Arthropoda; Insecta; Diptera; Drosophilidae
Product: histone H3.3
Exons: 2
Coding region: 90-500 (136 amino acids)
Cellular component (GO): nucleosome
Molecular function (GO): structural constituent of chromatin; protein heterodimerization activity; DNA binding
Source: RefSeq, a predicted model, not a curated record